This is a messenger RNA of Lingula anatina, 2656 nucleotides long. Its product is annotated as solute carrier organic anion transporter family member 5A1. Gene Ontology annotation, cellular component: basolateral plasma membrane. NCBI's taxonomy places the organism in Eukaryota, Metazoa, Brachiopoda, Lingulata, Lingulida, Lingulidae. Gene Ontology annotation, biological process: sodium-independent organic anion transport; transmembrane transport. The record is from RefSeq and is a predicted model, not a curated record. Gene Ontology annotation, molecular function: protein binding.
GACAUUCCAGCAUCAAGAGCAAAUAUUGUCACAGGUGCUGUCGUUAUACCCAGUGCGGUGGUGGGUAUCAUCACAGGAGGUGUGGUAGUCAAAAAGUUCAAGCUCACCCUGGAAGGUAUAGGCCGACUUCUGGUGUGUAUAGCCUUCCUGGCCUUCCUGGUGACACUGCCAAUAUUCUUCCUGGGCUGUGAGAGUGGAAAACUGGCAGGGGUUACCACUCCUUAUAGGUUGGACGAUGUGCUGUCAACAGUCAACUUGUCAUCAGAGUGUAAUGUCAACUGUCACUGUAGUGACCAGCACUAUGCUCCAGUCUGUGACAGCCAUGCUGGAAUGGCAUACCUCAGUGCCUGUCAUGCAGGAUGUCAUGUUGUCGAUGUGACACACAUAGAUGGAAUGACGGAAAGUGUCAAGAAUUAUUCCAAUUGUGCCUGUCUUGGGUUGUCCAGUCCCUUGGCUGAUGGUUGGUCAGUAGUUGAAGGCAAGUGCAGCAGAGAAUGCAAUACUUUCAUCCCAUUUGUCCUGCUGUUGUUUUUGGUAGUUUUCCUCAUCUGCUGUGCUCAGAACCCAGCUCUUAUUAUAACUCUCAAAAGUGUGAGCAGUAGCAGCGAGAGGUCCUUUGCCCUGGGAAUGCAAUACUUCCUCUUGCGUGCUGUGGCCUUCAUCCCAGCACCAAUCUAUUUCGGCUAUCUAUUCGAUACCCAGUGCAUACUUUGGCAGCCAUCUUGUGAGAAUGGCAAACAAGGUGCAUGCUGGGAGUACAGCAUUGAGAAUUUGCCAUAUACCAUGUUUGGAAUGGCGUGCGGACUUCGCAUCCUUGGAUUCAUCUUCAUAUUAUUGACUUACUUAUCAAUAAAAAGAGAUGGACGAAGAAAAGGAUGUAUGCAGCUCGCUAAUGGUGGAAAAGAUUUAGAUCCAAAUAAAAUGGUGCACAGUGUCAGCACUGUUAGUUGCGAUACCAUGACCUCUAGUGUGAGCUCAGACAAUGGUGUCAAGCCAGUUCGUCUGGAGACUUACAUUUGAUUCAUAUCAAAAUGAUGAUAGAAUCAGUCUUAUACUGGUAGCUCUAUAUCAGUUUUGUGGGCCUUGAGUUUCAGAACCAUAAUAUCCUACCAGUGUUUCAUGUAAGUGUGUUUGCAGGGCUGAAGAGGGGAGUUUUUAAUAAACUCUUAAAACCUCUAGUGAUUAUACCAGUAUGUUAAAUGUUAGCCUAAUAAUUAUUGGGUACGCCCCCCCCCCCAAAAAAAAAAAAAAUGUGAUAGCCACAAUCAAAUGUUUUGCCUGCCUUACCUAAAAACUUACAUAAGAAUAUGCUUAUAUAUUUAUCAAUUCUAUUUUGUAGUGUUUGUUAUAAUUUUAUUUUCAUUGUUUAAAGUUACCAGAGAUUGGGAUAGUUUUUAAGCCCGGCUCUUAAUACCUCCCUGUUACUGAUUCACUUUUAAUGAUAAGAAUUAAUAUAGUACUUUGUUGUUAAAAAGUUCUUCCCCAGAGUUGAAAAGCAAGAACACACAACUAAAUGUGUGCUUGAACAUGCAUGCACGCACAAACACACAUUAUUGCAAUUUAUUAAAAUUGUCUCAUUUUGACGAAUAUUUUAUUUCAAUUGAUGAUGAAGCUCCUAGGCUGUCUGCUGCACAACUGAAUGUUGUGUGUGUAAGAAUACUCAAUAACUGGUCUUUUGUGGGUGAUUGAAUUUUUAAAUAGAUUAUACAAUUCAAAAAAAAUUUUUUUAAUCUGAGGAAGAGUUUUAAUAUCUGAAAUCUGUCCAUCAUAUUAGCAGCCAUGCUGUUCUUAACAUUCCUUUUAUAAAUUAUUUUAUGCAUUUUAAUUAUUUUUAAGACGAUUGUUGUGUUGUGCUUUGGGCACAAAUGAACAAUUAUUUGCUGUCUGUUGAGUUUUUAUCAGGGAAAAUCUUCUUAUAUCUUUACUGAUUCAGAAGAAGAUGAAGAUUACAAGGGUAGAUAUAGCCUCUCACAGAUGUUUAAUAAAAAUGUAUUUUUACAAUUUUUUGAAUAUCAGGGCAGAUAAUAUUGUCUACAAAGGUAAAGGAAUCAAACCUGACAAAUUAUGUAAGAAGUAGGAAAAAAGUAGAAAAAAUAUAUUAGAAGUAGGAAAAAGGUAGAAUGAAUUGUAUGGAAAUUAAGCAAUGUAGGAUUUAUUUAAGAACAACGUCAUAAGGAACUUGCAGUUGUACUUUUCAAAUAGAUUCUUACAAAAUUUUUGAGGUGGACUUUUAAAGCUGCCCUCGCUACCAUUCCAUGUUAGUUACUGUGAUAAUUAAGAUGAAAGAAGUGUUGUUUUGCCAUUGUAAUAAUAUUGCCCAUUCCUUCUGCAGGGUGACUUUGUUAGAAUAGCACUAGGUCUGAUAAAAGUCUUUUUUUUUUUUUCACUUAAAGAUAUGAAAUAUUGGUUGCUGAAAUACUUAAUGUUGUAUAGUUCCAUCAGUUGUGUGCUUUCAGUAGAAUGGUAGAUUGGUAGUUCUUUUUUCAGCUUUAUUUUAACUUAAAAUGGCUAGAAAAUCUUUUAAAUAAAGAAGCAAAGAUUACAUGAACUUUAUUAAUGUAGAAUGGAUUCUUAUUUUUCAAUCUCAUUCAUUUGUGAUGACUUCUGUAGUAGGGUGAGAUUUACAAUAGUUGUACAAUGUAACAGCUUAUAUCAU